Messenger RNA from Thermothielavioides terrestris NRRL 8126, 2957 nucleotides. RefSeq lists its product as uncharacterized. The record is from RefSeq and is a predicted model, not a curated record. Bases 86 to 2761 code for a protein of 891 amino acids. The transcript has a single exon. Lineage: Eukaryota; Fungi; Ascomycota; Sordariomycetes; Sordariales; Chaetomiaceae.
UCCAAACCCAAUCAACUCCGCUCACCCGCGAGAUUCAGGAUAUCACGCUAAGGACACUGCAGAGUUAUUGCCCAGGGAAGCAGCCAUGUUCGCCCGCGGCAGGUCCAAGGAGCCUAGCUCCGCCAGGAAGGUGACGCCGCCGUCCCCUUCCUACAUGACAAACGAGCAAUUCGGUACGCAAGCUCCACCUUCCCCUGGGGCAAAAAAUGACAUGGAAUUGGUGCUGACCUGCUGGCCAGCCGCGUACCUGGCCGACCUGCGCAACAGCCGCACUAACAGGCCUGCGGGAGCCCGCCCGCCGCCGGCUUCCAGACAUGAUGCUCUGGGCUUGAAUGCCGCCACCCGGCCGUCCAUCGGAUCUCCCACGCCAUCGCGAACGUCCUUGCCCCAGCAGCGCUACCACCAACCGACACAAUCCGACGGUGUUCCCCUUUCCGCCAGCCGCCCGUCCGUUGCCCCCAGUGUCUCUUCGCGACACUCGGCCAAGACUCCUGGAAAAGACUACUACCCCGACCAGCCGGUACCACCGCUCAAGCCGUCAGAGGUUGUCCCCAGUGCGACCUACAUUGAGCGUGGCCAGAGAUGGAUGGAAAAGGAGGAAGCUUUUUCACUACGCCGGGCCAUGGAGGAUAUGGACCUGAGGGACCAAUCCAAGCGAAAGAAAAACCGGGAAGCAGAUGCUGAGCAGGCUAGGGAAGACAAGCGGAUCUACGAAGCGGCCUUAAACGAAGCGGCCGAGCUUGUCUGGCAACAUCAAAAUCCGGGUAAGGUGCCGCAGCCGGGGGGCCCCUACCGCUACAGGCCGCAUCUGCGCAAGAAUAGCUACGCACAUGCCCGUGCAGCCAGCAUCGGGAGGUAUGGGAGCGAUGUCGCGCCGACUGGUCUUGCUCGCGAUUCACAAGCGCGUUCCGUAUCCGGGAGCUCUUCCGAAGGCGACGAUCUCGGGUCCGCUGCCGGCCGUCCGUCGUUUGCUUCUUCUCGCCAACCAGCAGUCGCGGAACCUCCUUUGGGGGCGGCGGCUUCGCAUCGCAUCACCAAGUCCUAUGGCGACCUCUCGGCCGCGCCCCGUUCGGUCUCAGGGCGCCGUUCCAGAAGCAAGCAGGGCAGGCACGUCAGCGGCGACGCCCCCCAGCCGUUCUCAGGGGAUCAAAUCUGGGAAGAACUAGACACGGAGACGUCUGGUCAACCUCCAAGCUCCGCGCCGGAUGAUGCCGUCCAUCCCCUGCAACCAAAGCCAAAGGACCCUUUGAACCGCAUCCAGUCCGCGUCCGAGGCGACCACGGGGGUGAAAAUGAGCCCUUCACCCCCGUCACCUGAUAAGUUGGUCUCCAAGUACGAGAUACAUCUGAAUCCUCCAACGCAGUCUCGAAACCCCCAAUACACCAUCAAUGAUCGCUCUGCUGCUUUACCCGCGCAGCACCGAGACGUACCUCGCAAGCACGGCAUGGAGAUCCGCAGCGACGAGAUCAGGCAGGCAACGAGCAUGAAGUUGAAAGACCGCAGCCCCAAGCUCCCCACGCCGUCAGCCGUCAGCGAUAAUCCAGGCCGACCUAUCGUAAGCUUUGAUAAAGAUUGGAAGCCCCCAGAGGAGGCUACUGACGCCAAGUCAGAAGAGUCGAGAUGCGGGCGAGGGGGCCUCCAGCGCCCAGCGUGCCUCCUCCCUGGCACGCUCCGCAACCGCCAGUCGCUGCAGCAGCAGCAACAGCAACAAGCGCAAGCGGUCCCUGCUAUCUCUGUUACGGGUGAUUGUGAGGCCUCGUCAUCGCCGUCGACGUCGAACCUGCGCCGGCCACCACCCGCCGCGCCCGGGACUUCAGUAGAUACACCUUCUGUGCCUGUGAUUGCGGUCUCUGACUGUUCCUCCCCAUCUCCACCCGCCAUCGUCAUCGAGCCUGACGGAGCAGAUGAUGGCCCCCGCGUUCCCGCCCUCGUCACCACCAGCGACAGCAGCGGCGGGACGCGCAGUGGCUCCAGUCGUCCGCUCCCCACUCCUCAAGCCGGCGCCCCGCGAAUUCGGCAGGCGGGCGGCCCUCGCGGUCACUGGUCACAAGCUCCGAGGCCCGUCGGUAGCCGGGCUACAGCUCGCUGCCACGAAUGCGGUGACUUCAUUGAAGGUCGCUUCGUGUCGCUGGCUGGCUACUCGGAGCGAUUCCACCCGCAGUGCUUCACAUGCUACGCCUGCGGCACGUCCCUCGAAGCGCUCGAGAUCUCGCCAGAGCCCGACAGCCAUCGGGCUGCGCGCCUCGAUCGCAUUUCCCGCCGGGCGGCAGGCGAAGUGCUCCCCGAGGAGCCCGGCCAGACGAUGGCCGAGGAUGGCGACGAGCGGCUGCGAUUCUUCUGCCACCUUGACUGGCACGAGCUGUUCGCACCCCGCUGCAAGCACUGCAAGACGCCCAUCAUGGGCGAACACGUCGUGGCGCUGGGCGCUCACUGGCAUUUCGGGCACUUCUUCUGCGCCGAGUGCGGCGAACCGUUUGAGAAGGGCAUGACGCAUAUCGAAAAGGACGGCUAUGCGUGGUGCGUGUCCUGCCAGACGAAACGCACGGAGCGUCGCGCGCCCAAGUGCCGCAAAUGCAGGACCGCUGUUAUCGGCCAGUACAUUCGUGCCCUGGGCGGCGAGUGGCACGAUGAAUGCUUCCGGUGUGCCACCUGCAAUGGUGGGUUCGACGACGGGCAGAUCUUUCCCAUGGAAGGUCGCGGUGCGCCUGGCGAGACUGUGGUGCUUUGCACGAAGUGCAUGGAAAAGGAGCUGAAGGCUUGAAAUCUCGUUCGUCAUUAUCUGGAUGAGAUGCUCAGCAUGGGGGUGCUGGAUGUCGCAGUGCAAAUCAUGUCUUGUCGUUGGACCACGGAGACAGAUCUGGAGCAACGGCUGGGGGUUUGUUGGGAGCUCUGUAGUUUGGGUGUUUGCAGGUUUCACAACAUGAGAAGUUUUCUGCGGCGCCUGUCUCUGCCCGUCU